Messenger RNA from Actinia tenebrosa (Australian red waratah sea anemone), 1765 nucleotides. RefSeq names its product calcium-activated potassium channel subunit beta-4-like. NCBI's taxonomy places the organism in Eukaryota, Metazoa, Cnidaria, Anthozoa, Actiniaria, Actiniidae. Gene Ontology annotation, molecular function: potassium channel regulator activity; calcium-activated potassium channel activity. Gene Ontology annotation, cellular component: voltage-gated potassium channel complex; membrane. The record is from RefSeq and is a predicted model, not a curated record. Gene Ontology annotation, biological process: detection of calcium ion; potassium ion transport.
GUUUGAUUUUUAGGCUUUCCUAGACAUUUUCAAAAGGUUUCUAAAGCGAGAUAACUCAGACAGAUCAGGUCAUUUUUUCUUCUUUUUUUUUACGAAUGGUAUCGACGUUACAAUCUUUUAUGACGGCCCGAUUUGAAGGAAGCGAAAACACGAUUCUAACCAAAACAAAGAAAGCACUCAUGAGUCAAUGACGAGAGAUAAGAAUCCUCGAAUUUAGUAAUGGUACUUUUGUAAGUGAAAGUCAGUGGUUUUGGCUCAUAACUCAGUGAUCGUAAAUAAUAGAUUUGCAAUCUAGUUUUUUGUUUUGUUUUGUCCAUGUUUGGUAGAAUAGCAUAUUUUUGGGAAGGUGUCUGUGCUCAAUUCUACAGAGUGUGUUGUAGCGGGACUAUCUCUCGUUCAAUAUGGAGACGCUUUGCCGUUUUUGCCACUGUUGGGUUUUCAGCACUCCUAUUGUAUCUGUGUUUAACUGAAGUACAACCAGCAAUCGAGGGCCUACAUUUCAUUCAGGCAACUUGUUCAAUAAAUAAGACCGAGAUCAGAGAAUAUGUUCCUUGUAACUGUGGAGCGUAUACUAUGGCUGCUUGCUAUCCUUGUUUAAGAGUGGUGGUUUUUCUCCACGUCUCUAGAAGCGACGGAAGUACAGAUUUCCAGCGAGGAAAGGAAGCAUAUCUGUACGAGAAUUUGUACCUUCUACGUCAAAAGUGCUUCUUUCAACCACCUUCUUGCUGCGAUAGCAAAGAAGAUAACAAAGAUGCCAUAGAAGCUAAACAAAAGGAAUUACACGGCCACCAUGGUCACCACUUUCUGUGCUACUACAGCCCGCACAACUCCCAAGAAGUCAUUCUCUACAGACAUUGUUACGAAUUGCUUAUCAUUAACAGCUUUGUGUGGCCAAGUGUUGGAAUAACUGCGAGUAUUCUGAUCUUGAGAUACCUGAGAAGACUCCGAAUGGAGGAAGAAAAAGAUAAAAUAGAGAUACUACUGAAAGAAGCGAGGGAAUAUAAAACCUCUGAUGAUGACAAGACACUGGAGAAACCUGGUCUAUAUUUGGACGAAGAUGUAUGGAUCCUUAGGAACGACGACGCUAGAAGUUAAACAAAACGUUUUACAUUUUCUGUAGGGACUGGGCUAGUGGCGUAGGGAGUGGGUACGAGGGGGAUUAUGCUGAUGGAAUUCCUGUGUUUUUGGCGGGAAAUUUUUCCGCCAGGACGCGCGCGCUCUUCCUUAUGAGGACUUGGCUAUGCAACUGAGUCAAAUUGUGGUACGGAAGGACGGGUGGCUCUUUUUCAGUAGAAUUACAUUUUACCCAAUAAUGCAAUAAAAUUGCAUAUCUGUAAUAGGAAAAGAUAGAAGCAGGUCUUCUAUUGAAAAGGYUUCUCUUUGACAGACGAAAUUUUCAUUUAUUUCUAUUAUAAAUAUUUUCGAAUUUUUGUACUUUCUUUUCAUCAAAUUUCUUUCUACCUUUGUUGUUAUUAUCUGAGUUUUGUAUUUCCUAUCUUUCUUACUUUGGCUUCCUUCCUUUUUCCCCCUUCCUUCCUUUCUUUCCUACCUCUCCUUCUCUCUCUCCCUUCCCUCUUUAAAAUUAAAAUAUGUCACAGACCCCUUUGAUCCCUCGCUCCAUUUGGAAGACACAACAAGGAAAUUUUACCGUCAUUAUUUUGCGCUGUAAUAAGCUUUAUACUGAAAAUGUCUGCGACCUAUUAUCAAAGAAAGCUAAGAAGCAUUAUCAAUAUGUUCUAUUAAAAGACAAUUAUUUAAGAUUCAA